UUUAUGUAUUUACCGUUUUGAAAUUGGCUCAUAGGCUGCUUGUCUGAAUUUAGGCUGCUUGUUCGACUUCGAGGUCGAUUUUUUUUCUAGUUCUUUUGAUAUGAAUCGAUUAAGAAAAGAAAUAGUGAUUGAGAAAUUGAAGAGGCUUCAUCAAAUAAUAUCAUGCAUGAAGUGUGGAGAUUGGCACAGUGAAAAUUUCUCAAAUACUUCUUGUCGGCAUUUGCUGUGUGGAAGAUGUUUGAGCUUCUCGCAAUCUAACCAAGGAGUUCGGUGCGAUGUGCUUCUGCCGGGUGAAUCAAAAGCGUGUAUUGAGUAUUUUACAAAAGAAAAUGUUGUACCUGAGCCUAAGUUUAAUCAGUAUUACAAAGGAGCAAUUGAAAUGCUAGAUUUUUAUGAUUUGACCAUAAACGACUUAAAUAUUCAAGAUGCUGAAAAAGUGAAACUGACGAACAACGGAGACGGCAACGAGGUUAGCGAGACAUCAAAGUCAUUCAAUAUUAACAGCAAUACAGAGGAUAGUAGUGAUUCGGAUUCUGAAAAUAAUCAUACAAGCGAGAUAAUCAGAGAAAAAGAGAUAGCUUCUAAACAUAAUAUGAGCGUUUUUGAAAUAGCAGACUCACAGCCUCCUAAUGCAAUGCAACCUGCUUGCUCCAAAUCUCUCCGGUUCGAAAGCAAAUGCGAAUCACAGAAGACUAAAAAGCAGAAAAAAACUGUGGCCACAGGAUUCAAUUUUUUUGGAGCUAAACCGGAAAGCUCAAAACCAGUGAAGCGAAAGUCUAUCAAAUAUGUGAGUAAGCUCAGUACUUUUGAGGUGGAAGACGAUCAAACUCACCCAGAAAAAGAAAACAACUCGACUGAAAAAGAUGCGUUUUUACCCUCAAAGGCAACACUGAGCAAGCGGUCACUAUUUGAUGUGUCGUCUACUACGAACACAGAUUUUGAAAACACAGUUAACGCCGAAGAUAAGGCAGUAGCCUCGGAGAGCGUGAUCAGAAAAUUAAAAAAGAGGGACUGCAAGGGCGAGACAGAAUUGCAUCGGGAGAGCAAGAGAGGAAAUCUGGAGAAAGUGUUGCAGCUGCUAGAACUAGGAGCAGACCCAAACACAGAGGACAAUGCAAGCCUUAGACCCUUGCACGAACACAAAGCAUUGGAGAACUCGGAGGUGUGUCGUGCAUUGCUGGAAUAUGGAGCGGACCCUAGGAAACACGGAGGGGAACAGAAAAUAACGCCACUGCAUGUAGCUGUGCAGCAUAAUUACACGAAUGUGAUCCCCCUGCUGAUACAGUGUGGAUCGGACAUACAUGCAACUGCAAAGGGAAACAACGAAGAAGCAUUCACACCGCUAUCAUUUGCCAGCUUCCACAAAAAUGCUGAAGUUGUUAAGCUACUCGAAAGCGAGUAUCAGAAAGUCCAAAAUGAAAAACCAUUGGACGGGGCAGUACUAAAAGAUUACGUAACAACACCACUCAAGAAACCGAAGUAUAAUUUAGCAGAAAUCGAAGCUGUUAAAUGUGCGACUCCGAUAGGGAAAAUAGUAAAAGAUGGAAUCACUCACGUGUCAACUUCAGCAUUGAGCGUGAAAUCGAAGUCUUUGUGUGAAACAUUUUCAAAGAAGUUCAAAAUAAAGAUUAACCCUAAUUAUGAUGACUCUUGUGAUGCGCUGAUAGUUUCUAAGAAGAGCGAACCAAACAUGUAUUCAAGGACAAUUAAGGUAGUAACCGCCUUGAUGAGAAACGGAGUGUUGGUUGACGAUUCGUGGAUCCAAGAUAGUCUGGACAAUGGAAAAUUGCUCUCGUAUGAGAAGUAUCUAGUGGACUCUUUCUGUGAACAUAAGGGCAGUGUAAAACGGGCUAGACAAGCUCACGACCAGUCAAAGAAGCUGUUUUCGGGGCUAGAAGUAUUCGUUAGGUCGAAUCUGGAUACCGAGUAUUUAAUGGCAGCGUCUCAGCUUAAAGAAGUACUUGCUUUGGGAGGAGCCAAAGUUCUUCCUCGAGAACCAAAACCCGCUUCUUUGAUCGACUCUAACAUGACGAUUGGUGAUGAUUCGAGACCCGAAUUUAUUGCAGAAAAAUCAUCGAUAAGUGACAUGCGGAUUAUAGUUGUAGCUGGAACUAUUAUCGACGGAGAUGAAAAUAUAAAGUUUAAGCAGAUUAUACCAGGAUUGUACCACGUGACUGCAAAUUGGGUUUUGGGAUGCAUUGUCACUUUUGCCAUCGAAUAGGCAGUUAAAAAUAAUCUUAUGAGAAAUUAUUUUAAAACUCAACGUUCGAGCAAAAAACUUGAUGAAACUAAUCUAAACUCUUGCGUUUUCUUACUUUGUUGAAUCCUUGUUUACGUUUUAUUUUUGUGAACUGAUGUAAAACUAUUGAAAUUGAGUGCUUUGCUGCAUCGUAUGACCAUGGUCUAUUAAUUGUGUUUUUGAGUUUCCCGUCACAGGGAAUUUAUCGAAAAGUAUUGGUUUUGUUUGUUUUUCUUAAAUUGGUUUUUAACUGCAUCUUUUGA
Symsagittifera roscoffensis is the source of this 2502-nucleotide messenger RNA. RefSeq names its product ankyrin repeat domain-containing protein 12-like. The record is from RefSeq and is a predicted model, not a curated record. The coding region runs from base 101 to 2221 and encodes 706 amino acids. Gene Ontology annotation, molecular function: protein binding. The transcript is spliced from 6 exons. NCBI's taxonomy places the organism in Eukaryota, Metazoa, Xenacoelomorpha, Acoela, Convolutidae.